AACCAUCCUUGUUUAUAAUAUGCCUCCGCACUGCUCGUAAAACCAUUUGAGCCAAACUAAAAUAAACGUCUCCCAAAUCCAAAGAGAAACGGAGAGAGAGGGAAAAAAUACACAACUUUAGUUCUAUCUUAGACAUUUUAUCAAACACCUCUCCACCAAUCUCAUACGCGUUUUAUCAAAUCAUUUAUCGUUCAAUCUAUCAUAGGCAUUUUAUCAAACACCUAUCGUUCAAUCUAUCAUAGGUAUUUAAUCAAACAACUUUCCGGCAAUCUAUCAUAUGCAUUUUAUCAAACACCUUUAGCACAAUCUAUCAAACACCUUUUGAGCGCAAUCUAUCACACACAUUUUAUCAAACAACUUUUGCGCGCAAUCUAUCACACACAUUUUAUCAAACACAUUUCGUGCAAUCAUUAUUCUUAAGUUCAUAUACAUAUACCUGGUAAAUAUGAAGUUUUUCGUUCAACUGGUGUCGUGUUGUGGCUGUUCAUCAAAACGUGCAGAGGAAGAGGAGAUCCUUGUACCUGCAUCAGCUGUAACAUCGUCCGAUAGGAACAACAUCAUUAUGUAUAAAGGGAGGCGAAGGAGAAGACGAGGGUCGGCGAGAUCAGCCGGUUCAUUCCCUGAAUGGAAACCGUCUCUUUCAUCUAUAUGCGAAGAUACAGAUCAUGCUCUGCCGCCGAGAAUGGCGGCAGCUAAUUCCGGCAGAAAUUUGAAGAAGAAGGUCGCAGUAGCUGCUUCGCGCCCUAUGAAUCAUCAACUCCCUCAUCAUCGUAAUCGUAAAUCCAGGUUCUCCAGGAUAGCUUGCCUUGCUGCAAUGAUUCCAGCCCCUUUCUUGAUUUGAUAUUUGGACUAAUCCACCUCCGGCUCUCUUUGUUAUUGUAAUUUUUUUAAAAAAUUAAAACUCUUGUAUAUUAUGA
Molecule: messenger RNA, 917 nt
Organism: Solanum dulcamara
Lineage: Eukaryota; Viridiplantae; Streptophyta; Magnoliopsida; Solanales; Solanaceae
Exons: 2
Coding region: 446-841 (131 amino acids)
Source: RefSeq, a predicted model, not a curated record